This is a messenger RNA of Penicillium chermesinum, 1323 nucleotides long. RefSeq lists its product as uncharacterized. The record is from RefSeq and is a predicted model, not a curated record. The transcript has a single exon. Lineage: Eukaryota; Fungi; Ascomycota; Eurotiomycetes; Eurotiales; Aspergillaceae. The coding region runs from base 1 to 1323 and encodes 440 amino acids.
AUGCCUCGCCCAGCGCCAAAACGUAACCGCACGAAACCCUCAGGCCAUCUUCCAGCCGAGAAGCGCGACAAUGACGCGACUCAAUCUCCAGAGCGUGGAUCCACGCUGGAUCCUCGACAAGCACUACGCAGCCAAACGCCCAUGACAACAAGUUAUGAGCAGGCAAUCGAAUCAUCGCCGACGGGCAGUCGCCCUGGAACGGGGAGCAGACCCCCAACGCGCUCUCGAGGCUACUCCUCCACAUUGUCCCUCGCUGGCCGGAAAGGCGACAACUCGCGCAUCCCCGGUACCCCAGGCUACGACAGUUCAGUGCUGAGCAAUUUCCGCCGACGCCCGCGACAACAAAGUAUCCUCCAGAUGAUGCAGGCCGAUGACGGAUCCUCCGAGCUUGACGACGAUGAUUUUCUGGGAGGCUUUAGCCCGCAGGAUGAAUCUACGCCGUUGAAUCUCUCCCGCGGCAAGUCACUACUCGUCAGAACAGAGCAAUCGCCAUCGCCAUCUGAAUCGCUACCGUCAUCUGGCAGGUCGCGUAAGCGCAGACAUGCGGAGGAGGAGAUCUUGGUCCCCGAAUCUUCUAUGGAGUCGGCCCAAGAUAUGGUGGAAGAUACUCCAACCGCAACACCUAUUGCUCGCGUGCCUUCCUCUCACCCAUCAGAAGCGACUCCGCGCGCUGUUCCCUUUCCAGAUAUCCUCAGUCAGACUCUUGCGCCACCUACCAGCAGCCCAGGCUUGAGCACCAAUGGCUCUGUUGCAGACGCAGCUCCCGGCAAGAAGUCUAGCGACCCCGCCCAAUUACCAACGGCAGUUCUACAAAACCGGUUGCUACCUCGUCGACGACAGCGUCGCAAGAAUCGAGCGGCCGGGGACUUCGAUGUACCAAGUGAUGAUAGCGACGAUGAUAUGCAUGACGCGGCCUCUGGGGACGACGACGAGCUGAACUACCAGCCGUCACGACGGGGCGACAGAUCGAACAAGCCAAAGCCUCUGAGUAACACACGAGCCAGAUCCAACCAGAAGAAAAAGAAGACCAGGGCGAGGUUGGCCUCGGCGCCCAAACCUACAGAGCCGGGUCCCACAACCUAUGGGCGUUCGCGUGGAAGUGGAAAUGGAGGUGUGGACAAGGAGAAUGAGAUGUUGUCGUCGCCAGGAUCAUCACCCCUGUCAUCUCCGCCCGAUACUGACGUGGACUUAUCCGAUUCGGAGGCUGAGACGGGGCCCGGGCGACGAUUUGUGAGCGACGAGCUGCGUGCGGCCGCCAAGAAAUUCGCGGAAGUCGACAAAUGGCAAAUGGAGUUUGAGGACGUUUCUGCGUCCGAGGCCUAG